CUGCCAGUUAAGUGUUUCAUGUGGACUGCUGUGGUUUUUCAUUAUAAAAAUUAAACGAAAAAGGCAGCUGAAAAGUGUUAGAAAUAUUUAAAACAUAUUUAGGUGCUUACCUAAAAAAAUAUAUUAUCAACUGGAACCGGUGACAGUCGUCACACUAACAUUUAACGAAGCUAAUAAAUUGCAUGUGCAAUUAGUCUAUUCGGCAAUACAGAAAAAUUUUAAUUAAAUUUCAUUAAAAAGGCAUUUAAACAAUUUAACGAAAAUGAGUAAAUUUACGGAUAUACUGAAAAAGAAUUUUCCAGCAAUGGACAAUGAAUUAAAGGAAUAUGUUGAAGGUGUUCUUGAGGGAAGUUUGGAUGACUUUGAAAAUUCUGACGAUAUUUAUGAUGCCGUUGGGGAUAUACUACAGAGUGUGAACAGUGAAAAAACAGAGGAAAAUGUCAGGGACCUUUGUAAACAAUUCUUUAACAUACUUAAAGUUGAUUCUAAAAAUGAAGUACGAAAAGUUCUAAAUGCACCUGUUAAUAUUGCUGAAAUGGCAAAAAAUAUGGAAUCAAUGGAUAAGGAUAUACAAAGCAUUUGGGUGGUCAAUAAGGACAAUUCAAAUAAAGUUGAUACCAAAAAGCUUGAAAAGGCUGAGGCGAAGUUACAACAGAAGCAGGAAAAACGUUUAGAUGCCACCAAAAAUCAAGUUGCACAAACUGUUAAACUACAAACAGCCACUGCGUCUCAGGUUACAAACAAGAAAAAUACAAAAAUGGAACAGAAAGGCACAAAUCGUUCCAUGGACAUUAAAAUAGAAAACUUCGAUUUGGCAUUUGGUGACAAAGUACUGCUACAAAAUGCAGAUCUACUGUUAUCAUUCGGGCGUCGAUACGGUCUAGUUGGUCGUAAUGGUUUGGGUAAAACGACAUUAUUGCGUAUGAUUUCAGAUCGACAGUUGCAGAUACCAUCGCAUAUAACAGUAUUACAUGUUGAGCAAGAAGUAGUAGGCGAUGAGACCUCAGCUGUUGAUAGCGUGCUGGAAUGUGACACCGAAAGAACACGUUUACUAACACGCGAGAAAGAUAUACUAGCAGCUUUGAACAGUGGCGUACAGGACACGUCGCUAAGUGCGGAACUAAGUGAAAUUUAUAUACAAUUACAAAAUAUCGAAGCUGAUAAAGCUGUGGCGCGUGCAUCUGUGAUACUUAAAGGUCUAGGUUUUGAUGCUGAUAUGCAACAACGUCCAACUAAAUCAUUCUCAGGUGGUUGGCGUAUGCGUUUAGCUUUAGCACGUGCACUUUUCUCAAAACCAGAUCUAUUAUUACUUGAUGAACCGACAAACAUGUUGGAUAUUAAGGCUAUCAUUUGGUUAGAAAAUUAUUUACAAACGUGGCCCACCACUUUGUUAGUAGUAUCGCACGAUCGUAAUUUCUUGGAUACCGUACCAACAGAUAUAAUACAUUUACAUUCCCAAAUUUUGGAACCAUACAAAGGAAAUUAUGAACAGUUUGAGAAGACGAAGAAUGAGAAACUGAAAGCACAAAGACGCGAAUAUGAGGCACAAUUAGCGUAUCGGGCACAUGUUCAAGAAUUUAUUGAUCGUUUUCGAUAUAAUGCUAAUCGAGCAUCGUCCGUGCAAUCAAAAAUCAAAAUGCUGGAAAAACUACCUGAACUGAAGCCUGUUGAAAAAGAGAUUGAAGUUAAGCUUAAGUUUCCUGAAGUUGAGCCCCUUAAUCCACCAGUUAUGGCUAUUUCCGAAAUCGAAUUUCGUUACAGUUCCUCUGAUCCAUUACCAAUAUUCAAGAAUGUUUCACUUUCAGCUACCUCAGAUUCCAGAAUUUGCAUUGUUGGUGAAAAUGGCGCCGGUAAAUCAACGCUACUUAAAAUCAUUGUCGGUCAACUGAGCACAAUAAUUGGCAAUAUUGUAUUACAUCGUAGCUUAAGGAUAGGUUACUUCGCACAACAUCAUGUGGAUCAUUUAAAUAUGAAUCAAACCUGCGUAGGCGUAUUAGCGGAACUGUUUCCUGGUCGACCUGAUGAAGAAUACCGUAGACAAUUAGGUAGCUUUGGUAUAUCUGGUACUCUAGCUUUGCAAAGUAUUGCCAGCUUGUCUGGAGGACAGAAAUCACGUGUGGCAUUAGCUAAAAUGUGCAUGGCUGAACCUAAUUUCUUGGUACUUGAUGAACCUACAAAUCACUUGGAUAUCGAAACGAUUGAUGCUUUAGGAAAAGCAAUUAAUGCAUUUAAGGGUGGUAUUAUAUUAGUUUCUCACGAUGAGCGUCUCAUUAAAGUAGUUUGCAAGGAACUAUGGGUUUGUGGAAAUCGUACUGUACGCGCAAUUGAAGGUGGUUUAGAUGAAUACAAACGUGAAGUAUAUAAAGAGAUUGAAGAGAAUAGUUAAAAACUGUAUGAAAUAUCAACAUUCUUAUCAAAUAAUUGUUCACAAGAAGCUUACAACAACCUCUCAAGUGAUAAAAAUACAAAUAACAAAACACAUUUCACAACCUCAUUAAAGAAGUGUAUGAUAAGCAUGAUUUUAAAUAUUUUCCUACUAAAUUGAAACUAAUAGUAUAA
Messenger RNA from Teleopsis dalmanni, 2559 nucleotides. RefSeq names its product ATP-binding cassette sub-family F member 3-like. The transcript has 10 exons. The record is from RefSeq and is a predicted model, not a curated record. NCBI's taxonomy places the organism in Eukaryota, Metazoa, Arthropoda, Insecta, Diptera, Diopsidae. Gene Ontology annotation, molecular function: ATP binding; ATP hydrolysis activity. The coding region runs from base 263 to 2386 and encodes 707 amino acids.